CAGCCCGCGUGUAUAGUCUCUCCCGCUGACUUGUCUCCCGCGCUGCAGCACCAUGGACACCCCGAGGCAAGUGGUCAAUUUCGGGCCGGGGCCCGCCAAGCUGCCGCGCUCGGUAUUGUUAGAGAUACAAAAAGAACUAUUAGACUACAAAGGCAUUGGGAUUAGUGUUCUUGAAAUGAGCCACAGGUCGUCAGAUUUUGCUAAGAUUCUUAACAACACGGAGAAUCUUGUACGGGAAUUGCUAGCUGUUCCAGAAAACUACAAGGUGAUGUUUAUGCAAGGAGGUGGGUCUGGCCAGUUCAGUGCUGUCCCCUUAAACCUGAUUGGACUGAAAGCAGGAAGGUGUGCCGACUAUGUGGUGACAGGAACUUGGUCAGCUAAAGCCGCAGAAGAAGCCAAGAAGUUUGGGACUGUGAACAUUGUCCACCCUAAACUUGGGAGUUAUACAAAAAUUGUAGACCCAAGCACGUGGACCCUCAGCCCAGAGGCCUCCUAUGUGUAUUACUGCGCCAAUGAGACUGUGCACGGCGUGGAGUUUGACUAUAUCCCUGACGUCAAGGGAGCAGUGCUGGUCUGCGACAUGUCCUCAAACUUCCUAUCCAGGCCAGUGGAUGUUUCCAAGUUUGGGGUGAUUUUUGCUGGUGCGCAGAAGAAUGUUGGCUCUGCAGGGGUCACGGUGGUGAUCGUCCGCGAUGACCUGCUAGGGUUCGCUCUCAGAGAGUGCCCCUCGGUCCUGGAGUACAAAGUGCAGGCUGGAAACAAUUCCUUGUACAACACACCUCCGUGCUUCAGCAUCUAUGUCAUGGGCCUGGUCCUGGAGUGGAUUAAGAACAACGGCGGCGCAGCAGCUAUGGCGAAGCUCAGCUCCAUCAAAUCUCAGAUGAUUUAUGAUAUCAUCGAUAACUCUCAAGGGUUCUACGUAUGCCCAGUGGAGCCCCAGAGCAGAAGCAAGAUGAAUAUUCCAUUCCGCAUUGGCAGCGCCAAAGGAGACGAUGCCUUAGAGAAAAGAUUUCUCGAUAAAGCCCUUGAGCUCAAUAUGAUCUCCUUGAAAGGGCAUAGGUCUGUGGGAGGCAUCCGGGCCUCUCUGUACAAUGCUGUCACGAUCGAGGAUGUUCAAGAGCUGGCAGCCUUCAUGAAGAAAUUUUUGGAGAUGCAUCAGCUGUGAACACAUCCUAACCAACAUACACAUAUAUACUGUACCCUUGGACAAUGUCCAAAAUUUAAAGUAACUUAACGGUUUCAAAAACUUAACCAUAGUAUUUUUCUCAAAGGAACAUGCUUAUUAUAGAUUCUUUUUUUUUUUUCCUUCAAAGUACGGCAAAAUAUCCACAGUUCUGCAAAGCUGGUGGGACUUAACAGACACCUUAAUUUAGACUCGAACUGGAAGUGUUUUAAAAAAUCUCCCUUUAGCUUUCUAAAGGUUCUCCCUUAUGUUGUCUUUGCUGCUACUUUUUCUAGCUAGAUCUCAGUAUUCAGACUUGCCUGUGGACUUACACAAAGUGCAGUUGAUGUUUCUGGAGACACACAGACUCGUAGCGUUGAGGGUGGGUAGGGUCUGUGGGGUCUGCUAGGUGCUGAAUCUUGGUCCUUUUCAAAAUGACAGCAGUGGGGGCUCCUUGGGUUCCACAGCUGUUAAUUCAGGUCAACCUUGAUCCUGUGAGUAUUUAGGGUUCUGGGCUAAAGAGCCAUUUGGAGAUCUUUAUACUGUUAUUCUCAUAGAGAUAAACGUGACAUACCAUAUGUUUAUAUAGCAAGGCCUGUUUUUAUUACCAAAUAGUUUAUAUCUCUACAUUUAUAUUUCUAAUAAUGCGGUUUUCAGUGAUAUGUGUAGAGACUUUGGGAAUUUGUAGAGUCCUUGGCCUUCUGCGUGCUAACAUAGUUCCAACAGUUUUGUCUCCCCUUCCCCCCUCCCUUUGGAGGCUGCUUCCCAAGAUUUUGAAACUCUCCAAUUCACUUUUAUUUUCCUUUCGGUAAAUGGAAGAGAAGGUUGGUUGGUUGGCUGUUUAUUUUUCAGUUAUGCCGUGAAACUAAAGAGUCUCUGAUAAACUCCCUUAUUGUUUGUUCACUUGACUGUGUCUGUAAUCGUGUUUGACCAGAGGGACGCUGUGAGUGCUGGAAGCUCCUUGCCGGGGUCUUUGCCCUGUUGUUUUUCCUUCGUCAGUGUUUUGUGUUGAAUACGGGAAGGACAUUAAAGUCCUGAAACACCUAAACCUUUGUCAGUGAAUUUCUUUACCUGCUUUUUAGACAGGUUAUUCUUUUUUAAACUUUAUGGUGGGGAAACUUGAGUC
Messenger RNA from Molossus molossus (Pallas's mastiff bat), 2288 nucleotides. RefSeq names its product phosphoserine aminotransferase. Gene Ontology annotation, molecular function: pyridoxal phosphate binding; O-phospho-L-serine:2-oxoglutarate transaminase activity. The transcript is spliced from 9 exons. Gene Ontology annotation, biological process: L-serine biosynthetic process. Lineage: Eukaryota; Metazoa; Chordata; Mammalia; Chiroptera; Molossidae. Gene Ontology annotation, cellular component: cytoplasm. Bases 53 to 1165 code for a protein of 370 amino acids. The record is from RefSeq and is a predicted model, not a curated record.